This is a messenger RNA of Solanum dulcamara, 3884 nucleotides long. RefSeq names its product MDIS1-interacting receptor like kinase 2-like. Lineage: Eukaryota; Viridiplantae; Streptophyta; Magnoliopsida; Solanales; Solanaceae. Gene Ontology annotation, cellular component: plasma membrane. The coding region runs from base 32 to 3694 and encodes 1220 amino acids. Gene Ontology annotation, molecular function: protein kinase activity; ATP binding; protein binding. Gene Ontology annotation, biological process: protein phosphorylation; hormone-mediated signaling pathway. The transcript has 2 exons. The record is from RefSeq and is a predicted model, not a curated record.
UAUAAAUUCUUCUUGAAACCAAAUAUUAGACAUGACAACAUUUCAUAGUACCUUAGUUUACAUUUUGUAUGUAGUGCUUCUUUUUUCACUUCCAUUAAGCAUCAUAUCUUCAGCUAGAACAGAAGCUGAAUCUCUUAUCAAAUGGAAGAGUAAUUUGCCUUCUAAUUCUUUCUUGGAUUCAUGGUCCAUUUCCAAUCUCAGAAACUUGUGCAAUUGGACAUCUAUUGUAUGCAAUGCUGGUGGAACAAUCUCUGAGAUCAAUCUUUCUGAUGCAGGUGGCAUCUCAGGCUCACUUGUUCAUCUUGACUUCACUUCAUUUCCGAGUCUCGUGAGUUUCAAUCUAAAUGGAAACAACUUCAAUGGAUCGAUACCUUCGAGUAUUGGCAAUGCAUCCAUGCUCACUUUCUUGGACCUGAGUAACAAUAUCUUGGCUGGCGUUAUACCUGAAGAGAUUGGGAAGUUAACACAGCUUGAGUAUCUCAGUUUUUAUAACAACAAUAUUGAAGGUGUUAUUCCUUAUCAAAUUAGCAAUCUUCAGAAGGUAUGGUACUUGAAUCUUGGAUCAAAUUUCUUAGAAACUCCUGAUUGGUCUAAAUUGAGGAAUAUGCCUAUGUUGACACAUUUAAGCUUUGGUUAUAAUGAACUAAGGUUAGAAUUCCCUGAAUUUGUACUCCGUUGCCAUAAUCUGACUUAUCUUGAUUUGUCGAUAAACCAUUUGAAUGGUUCAAUCCCUGAAACAAUAUUCACCAACUUAGACAAGCUUGAAAUACUCAAUCUUUCAUCUAAUUCAUUUCAAGGUUCAUUGUCACCAAAUAUUACCAACUUGUCCAAGUUAAAAGAACUUCAGCUAGGUGUUAACAUGUUUUCCGGCAUAAUUCCUGAUGAAAUUGGCUUGAUCACUAGUCUUGAAGUUGUUGUACUUUUCAACAAUUCAUUUCAAGGAAAGAUUCCAUCUUCUAUGGGCAGACUCAUAAAUCUUCAACACCUGGAUCUUGGAAAGAACGAUUUGAAUUCAACUAUUCCUUCUGAGCUUGGUCUUUGUACUAAACUAACUUUCUUGGCUCUAGCAGAAAAUGCCCUGCAAGGACCAUUGCCUCCAUCAUUCUCCUCUCUUACCAAGUUAUCUGAAUUGGGGUUGUCUGAUAAUAGUCUUUCUGGUGAAAUCUCAUCAAAUCUCAUCACCAAUUGGACUGAGUUGACAUCUUUGCAGCUUCAAAACAAUUCCUUUACUGGGGAAAUUCCACCUGAAACCAGUCAGUUGACAAACCUCAAAUAUAUUUACCUCUUUCAUAACAAUUUCACUGGUUCCAUUCCCUAUCAAAUUGGAAACUUGCAAAACUUGUUGGAGCUAGAUUUCUCUGACAACCAGCUUUCAGGCACAAUACCUCCAACCAUUGGAAAUCUGACCAAUCUAACGAGGUUGCAACUUUUUCGCAACAAUCUCAGUGGAACCAUUCCUCCUGAGAUUGGGAAAUUGAUAUCCCUUCAAACCCUCGACAUCAACACCAACCGACUAAGUGGUGAGCUGCCGGACAGCAUUUCUGACCUCGGUGAUCUAAACCUUCUUUCUGUAUAUACUAAUAAUUUCUCAGGCAGUGUCCCUAAGGACUUUGGAAAGAACAGUCCUCUAUUGUCAAGUGCCGGCUUGGCAAAUAACAGCUUCACUGGUGAACUACCUCUUGGAUUAUGUAGCCAAAAUCUUGAGGAGUUGACAAUAAAUGGGAACAAAUUCAGUGGGAAGUUACCAGAUUGCUUGAAGAACUGCACAAAGCUAAGACGAGUACGGCUUGAAGGCAACAAUUUAUCUGGUAAUCUUGCAGAGGCAUUUGGAGUGCACCCGAAUCUUGUUUUCCUUUCUCUUAGUGACAACCAACUUUCAGGUGAACUCUCACCUGACUGGGGGAAAUGUGAAAAACUCACAAGUCUAAGAAUGGAUGGAAACAAAAUUUCUGGUGUAAUUCCAGCUGAGCUAGGGAAUCUGAGAGAGCUGCGCAUGUUAACGUUGGAAGGGAAUGAAUUGACUGGUGAAAUUCCUUCUGAACUGGGAAAGUUAGGCCUGCUCUACAAUCUAAGCUUGAGCAAAAACAAUCUUACAGGAGGCAUCCCUCAGUCUGUUGGCAAUUUAACUAGUCUCCAGCAUCUUGAUUUGUCAACAAACAAGUUAAGUGGUAACAUACCAGUAGAUCUUGGGAAGUGCGAGCGCCUGUUGAGCUUGAAUCUUGGCAACAACUCAUUAUCAGGUGGCAUUCCCUCUGAACUUGGCAAUUUGAUGCAGUUGAGUAUUCUUUUGGACCUAAGUGGCAAUUUACUAAGCGGAACCAUUCCACAAAACUUGGCCAAGCUCAUCUCAUUAAUGUAUCUCAAUCUCUCACAUAACAACCUCUCAGGUAGAAUUCCUCCGGCAUUGUCUCGCAUGAUCAGUCUUCAGGAGAUGGAUUUUUCCUACAAUGAGUUUUCUGGACCAAUUCCAACUGAUGGAAAAUUUCAAGGAGCAACCGCUGUAUCUUUUCUUGGAAACUCUGGUUUGUGUGGAAAUGUAGAAGGAUUAUCCUCAUGUAAUUUGGACAUCCCAAAUGACAUGUCCAAAAAUAAGAAUCAAAAGAUCCUCAUUGGGGUACUUGUACCGGUGGCCAGCCUCAUACUUUUGGCAAUCCUAUUUGUUGUAUGUCUUAUGUCUCGAAGGAAGGCUAAGCAAUCUGAUGAGGAGAUCAAAGCUAGCCAGAUGUAUGAAAAUUCAGAAUCUCUGAUUUGGGAAAGAGAAGGUAAGUUUACAUUUGGUGACAUAGUGAAAGCUACUGAAGAUUUCAGUGAAAAGAACUGCAUUGGAAGAGGAGGAUUUGGAAGUGUCUAUAAAGCUGUUUUGCCCUCUGGGCAGAUUGUUGCUGUCAAAAGACUCAACAUGUCAGACUCGAGUGACAUUCCAUUGACAAAUCGUCGAAGCUUUGAGAAUGAGAUUAGAACUUUGACUGAGGUGAGACACAGGAAUAUAAUUAAGCUCUUUGGUUACUGUUCCAAGAAUGGGUGCAUGUACUUGGUUUAUGAGUAUAUAGAAAGAGGUAGCCUGGGGAAAGUUCUAUAUGACAAUGAUAUGGGAAUGGAACUUGGAUGGGGUACAAGAGUGAAAAUUGUGCAAGGAAUAGCUCAUGCACUUGCUUACUUGCACCACGACUGCUCUCCACCAAUUGUGCACCGUGAUGUAUCACUGAAUAACAUUUUGCUUGAGUCAGAAUUCGAGCCACGACUCUCUGACUUCGGCACAGCAAAGCUGCUAGCUUCAGAAGCAUCAAAUUGGACCACAGUUGCUGGCUCUUAUGGCUAUAUGGCACCAGAGCUUGCACUUACCAUGCGUGUUACAGAAAAGUGUGAUGUUUAUAGUUUUGGGGUCGUGGCGAUGGAGACUAUGAUGGGAAGGCAUCCUGGGGAGCUUUUAACUUCAUUAUCAGCAUCACCAACAUUGUCUUCAGAGAUACUUUUGAAGGAUGUUCUUGACCAAAGACUUCCACCUCCCACUGGCCACUUGGCAGAGGCAGUGGUUUUUGUAAUCACGAUUGCCUUGGCAUGUACACGUACCACUCCUGAGUCGCGACCAACCAUGCGCUUUGCAGCGCAAGAAUUGUCUGUUCAGACUUUGCCUUACCUUCCACAGCCAUUGGGGACAAUAGAAAUGAGCAAACUAACAAGUUUUCAGAAAUAAUGAGAAGAUAGGGCCUGAUGUACAGGUGUGAAAUGUACAGGCUGUAGAGUUUUUGGUGUUAAAUGCAACUUUCUCAAGAUCUAGUGUCUAUAUUGUAUCAAGGAUGAAACCUUGGAUCUAACCAAAUUACUAUGUCUUGGGUGCCCUUUUCCCUAGAGAGAAAGAAAUAAUACCAUCCUGUUAAUCAUGA